Messenger RNA from Naegleria gruberi, 2262 nucleotides. RefSeq lists its product as uncharacterized. The coding region runs from base 1 to 2262 and encodes 753 amino acids. Lineage: Eukaryota; Heterolobosea; Eutetramitea; Acrasida; Naegleriidae. The transcript has a single exon. The record is from RefSeq and is a predicted model, not a curated record.
AUGGCUGCAGUGAUUCCGUUAAGAUCCGGUUAUGAAUUCCUCCAAGAUACAUCAUCAAAAUUGGUGGACGAAGGAAUGACCAAAGUAGUUGUUGCCAUGUUGAUGAAUCACAUCUUACCACAACUCUAUGUUAGUCAAUUAUCCAAAUUCGAAACAUUUUCUGUUCCUUCACCUCUUUCUAUUGAGGGAGAAGAGAACAAUGAUCACUUUUUACUAUUUGAAAAAGAAGCAUCAACAAGUGGCAACAAUUGCUCCAAGUGCCGUUAUUUUGAAAACCUUGCCUUUUCUUCUUCAUUCAACAAGUAUUGCCAAGUAAAUUGUACAAAUUGCGACUGUUGUAAUAACUCCAAAGAAUUAACUCUUGAUUCUCCUACAAACAAUUACAACUUUGAUUCUUAUCAUCAACCCAUCAUGGUUCUUCCAACCUCAAAUAAUAAUCAUUCAAGCAAUGAAACAAAUACUGGUAAUUCUCAAUAUGUUAGAGAUUACCUUCUCAACUCAUUAUUUCAAUCAGAUUUGCAUACUGGCAACUCUCUUUCCAACAUGCAACAACAAACUCAAAAUGACAAGAACUAUUUCCUUUCGAAUGAAGGUUCCACUAUUCAAGAACCAAAAAAUAUGGUUUUUCCAGAUAUAAAUAGAAAAAACCAAAACGAAAAAAAAUCAAUGACAAUACUACCACAAACAACCCAAACUUUAUAUCAAAACUCAUUCAUAGAAACUAUUAAUAAUACUCACUCAAGUGAAGAGGAAGAUGCAUCAUCCAGUAGCUGUUUGAGCAAUUCUUCUGCCUUUUCGAAUCAAUCUUUUAAUGUUAAACGAGAGAGUUUCAUCUCAAAUGAAAGGUCAUGGAAGGUUGCUUUUGAAUCGGAGGAGUAUAAAGGAUUAUUAAGAAAUACAUCAUUCAAAAUCAAGACAAGAACUGACGAUAUUGAAGUAAACAUUUCCUCUCAACUGUACUCCAGUUUAAAGUAUCAGUUUAACAUUUCAACAUUUAUUAAUAAGAAAAGAGCCACCGAAUUGGCAAUUAAUCAAAAAAGUUAUGGAGGUAUCAUAAUAGCCACAGUAGAAUCGCUUAUUGUUAAAAAUGAAGAGGAUGACGAUACAGACGAAGAAACUUUGAAGAAGGACGAAAUAUGCCAAGAUGUUUUGAAAGGUGAGUCAGAAUUAGCACUACAACCUAUAGAAUCAAUAGAAGCUACUGAAUCAAAAGCUUUCAAACCAUUCCUUCAACAAUUAAGAAGAGAAAUAAGUAAAGAGGACAAUGAUUGUGAUGAAAGGGAAUGGAUAUGCCUAUUAAAUAAGACUAAGAUGCAAUUUUCUGAUCAAUCACAACACAAUAAGAAAAAUUCCUACGUUAUGAGAGUUAGUUUUUAUCUCAACAAGGAAUUUAAGGAAAGAAAACCAAUAAUUAUUUUCGAUAGUGCUCCUUUCAAAAUAUAUGCAAGAAGAAGCAAGAAAUUGGACGAAUCAGAAGAACCUAGAAAGAGAAAGAGGAAAAUCAAAAGCAAAACAACCUCAAAGAAACAAAAAAGUAAUGAUAUUUCUCUUUUAUCAAAAUUUGAAUCGGAAUUGGGAGAAUUGGUUCAAUUCAUUGGUGAAAUGACAAAUUCAACUGAAAGAAAUAGAGCAGUACAAGCUUUUAUCACCAAUCUAGUUUCACUAGAAAGUAUCCAAGAUAGAGCAGAGCCCAUAGCCCCAAUACAUAUAGAUACAUCUUUUGGAAGGCAACCAGGAACUGCAGCAAAACUAUUGAAUGAGAGGAUUCCAGAACUGAAUCCUUAUCCAUUUUUUGAUAGUACUUUCUAUGGAAAUUAUUCAAAUAGAGAAGAAAAUUCAUUAGAAUCAUCAAUAUCCAAGGAUAUGCUGCUUUCUAUUGGUCAAUCUAGUGUUCUAGAUAGCCCACAUACACCUGAUCUAAUGAAAGGAAGUGAAUCAAAACCACAUCAAAAUCACCCUCCAAGAAUUUUACAAUUAUUGAACCAACCAAGUAGUAGACUAGAUUUAAGUAAGGUGAAAAAUAUUGGUUCAAUGAAUCCUUCAAUGCUAAAUAAGUAUUUGCAAGAUGAUGUACAAACUCCAACAUUAAUGAACUCACAACAAUCCAAUAACUUGAUCGGAAUGGAAAAUAGUUUAGAUAUAUUUGAUGUAAGCCCUUUACCUAUUCAAGGAAAUAUCAGUAAUAGUUUACCAAACGAAACAAAUGCAUUCGAUCAGUUACUAUUCGAUAUUCACAGAACCCAACCCAAGAAAGAGAAAUAA